AUGCUCGAUGUUAAGUGGUUUUACAUCACCGAGGUGAAUCGAAGCUUCUAUCUUUGGCACGACGAGCCAGUGCCGCAACGGAAGGCCCAGUCAAAACGACACAUCACCAAGGUGAUGUUUUUGUGCGCUGUUGCUCGACCCAGACACAACUAUUGGCACCAUGUAAUGUGGGAUGGCAAGGUCGGACUUUCGCCGUUUGUGGAGACCAAGAUGGCCCAACGAAAGAGCAAGAAUCGUGACCGCAGCACGCCAAUCACUGCCCCCAUGACAGUCACGAAGCCUAGCCCGGACUUCAAUGUCCUUGAUCUCGGCUUUUUUAACGCCAUCCAAAGCUUGCAGCACCAGACGACGGCUCGAACCAUUGACGACCUGAUCAAGUGUGUUGAAGAUGCGUUCAACAGCUUGGCGUGGUGUGUCUUGGACAAGACAUACAUGACGCUGCAGAAGGUGAUGGAGGAGUCGAUGAAGAUUGAAGGUGACAACGUCUACAAGCUUCCGCACUUGAAGAAGGACUUGCAACAGAAGGUGGUGUGA
Messenger RNA from Aphanomyces astaci, 534 nucleotides. RefSeq lists its product as hypothetical. The record is from RefSeq and is a predicted model, not a curated record. Gene Ontology annotation, molecular function: nucleic acid binding. The coding region runs from base 1 to 534 and encodes 177 amino acids. The transcript is spliced from 2 exons. NCBI's taxonomy places the organism in Eukaryota, Oomycota, Saprolegniomycetes, Saprolegniales, Verrucalvaceae.